AUGGACGGCUUGUUUGCCUCUGGUGAGAUCGAAAAGCGGAGAUAUCUACAACUACACUUCGGGCGAGAAAAUUCAAGGCGUGGCCUUGGGAGGUUGGUUGGUUCUAGAGCCUUACAUAACGCCAACAUUAUUCAACAAUUCAUUGAAAAAGGGCGAGGGCGACUCAAAAAUUCCUGUUGA
Molecule: messenger RNA, 180 nt
Organism: Kuraishia capsulata CBS 1993
Lineage: Eukaryota; Fungi; Ascomycota; Pichiomycetes; Pichiales; Pichiaceae
Exons: 2
Coding region: 1-180 (59 amino acids)
Source: RefSeq, a predicted model, not a curated record